This is a messenger RNA of Gilbertella persicaria, 709 nucleotides long. RefSeq names its product alpha subunit of riboflavin synthase. NCBI's taxonomy places the organism in Eukaryota, Fungi, Mucoromycota, Mucoromycetes, Mucorales, Choanephoraceae. Gene Ontology annotation, biological process: riboflavin biosynthetic process. The record is from RefSeq and is a predicted model, not a curated record. The coding region runs from base 33 to 707 and encodes 224 amino acids. The transcript is spliced from 3 exons. Gene Ontology annotation, molecular function: riboflavin synthase activity.
CUUUUACUUUUUUCUCUAAAUAAAAAGACAAUAUGUUUACUGGUCUCGUUGAAAUCAUGGGCAGAGUCUCCUCUAUUAAGGAGCAAGACAACACUGAGUCAGGUGGUAAUGGCUGGACUAUUACUGUUUCUGACGCUACUGACAUCUUGACUGACUGUCAUAUUGGCGACAGUAUUGCUGUCAAUGGUACCUGUUUAACUGUGACCGAGUUUGAUGCCGAUGCUUUCAAAGUAGGUGUUGCACCCGAAACUUUAAGAUGUACCAACUUGGGUGACCUGAAAGAAGGUGAUCGUGUCAACUUGGAGCGCGCCAUGGAUUCCAAAAAGCGUUUUGGUGGCCAUAUGGUUCAAGGCCAUGUUGACAAUACUGUCAAGAUUAUUGAUAUUAAGCCUGAAGGUAAUUCCAUUUGGUAUACAUUUCAAAUGGACGAAGCAGAUAAAGACAAGAUGCGAUACAUUAUUCCCAAGGGCUAUGUUUGUCUAGACGGCACUUCUUUGACUGUGUGUGACGUGGAUGAUCACCAGCGCACUUUCUCUAUUAUGAUGAUUGCCCAUACACAAGCUAAUGUGAUCAUGCCCUCGAAGCAAGUGGGUGAUCGUGUGAAUGUAGAAGUAGACAUGUUGGCUAAAUAUGCACUUAAGAGUUUAGAAGAAGCUAUUCUGCGUAACGAAGGUAUUGAAGCUUUAGUAAAGCGUCUAGUCAAAUAAAG